UCACACUCUCAGAUCUCAGAGCCAAAACAAAAAAAAAAAGGCUCUCAAAGGAAAAAAAAAAGAGAAUACAUUCUCCAAAAGAGAGAGCUUUAGAGUCCUUCAACAAUGGUGGAGGCUCAGUCAUGGACGACACGGCGGAUGAGCAACCCUAGAUUCGACCCUUCCUCCACCAUCACCGCCGCCGGCGGAGCAACAACCACCUCCUCCGCCUCCGUCGUCGAUAUACCGUCAACCCCGCCUCACUCCGCCGCAUCCGGGAAAGGGUUCUCCGUCGUGUCUCCGUCGAUCUUGACGGCGGUGAUAAUCGCCGGGUGGUUCGGUUCGAACAUAGGUGUCCUCCUCCUGAACAAGUACCUCCUCGCUUACUACGGAUUCAGAUACCCAAUCUUCCUCACGAUGAUCCACAUGCUCUCCUGCGCCGCCUACAGCUCCGCCGCAAUCAACCUGGCCGGGAUAGUGCCACGUCAGCACAUCCUCUCCCGCCGGCAGUUCCUGAAGAUUCUCGCCCUCUCCGCCAUCUUCUGCUUCUCCGUCGUGUGCGGCAACACGUCCCUCAGGUACAUCCCCGUCUCCUUCAACCAAGCGAUCGGUGCAACGACGCCGUUUUUCACCGCCGUGUUCGCCUUCGUCAUCACCUGCAAAAAAGAAUCCGGCGAAGUCUACUUGGCUCUGGUUCCUGUCGUUCUGGGGAUUGUCUUGGCUUCGAACAGCGAACCCAGUUUCCAUUCCUUCGGAUUCAUCGUAUGUGUCGGAUCCACAGCAGGGAGAGCUCUGAAAUCAGUGAUUCAGGGGAUUCUUCUAGCUUCCGAAUCCGAGAAGCUUCACUCCAUGAAUCUCCUCCUCUACAUGGCUCCAAUGGCGGCUUGUAUUCUGUUGCCGUUCACUCUCUACAUCGAAGGCAACGUCCUUAGGGUUCUGAUCGAGAAAGCUCGGACAGAUACGUUCAUCGUGUUCCUACUUGUCGGAAACGCGACAGUGGCGUAUCUGGUGAAUUUGACCAACUUCUUGGUGACGAAGCACACGAGUGCUCUGACAUUGCAGGUCCUCGGCAACGGCAAGGCGGCGGUGGCCGCCGGAGUUUCGGUUCUGAUUUUCAGAAAUCCGGUGACGGCGAUGGGAAUCACCGGAUUCGCCGUCACCAUUAUGGGAGUGGUUCUCUAUAGCGAAGCUAAGAAGAGAUCCAAAUUGGCUAACCAGAAGUGACGAGGAAGAGGAGGAAGAAGAAGAUUGGAUUAAACCGGUUAAGUGGUUAUUUCCGGUUUAGUGUUCCGAUUCUUUGUAAUUCUGCAAUUACUGUGGUCCGGUCCGGUCCGGUCCGGUUUGGUAAACCCGUGGAAUUGGGGGUUAUAGUCACAGAGGUGGUUUUGUUUCAAUUGUAUUAUAUGGUGAGAUUGAGGGAAAUUAUAUAUAUUAUAUAUAACAAAGGUGGAAAAGUAGGGGCAGAAUUUAAAAGAA
Tarenaya hassleriana is the source of this 1455-nucleotide messenger RNA. Its product is annotated as probable sugar phosphate/phosphate translocator At1g12500. Lineage: Eukaryota; Viridiplantae; Streptophyta; Magnoliopsida; Brassicales; Cleomaceae. Gene Ontology annotation, molecular function: antiporter activity. Gene Ontology annotation, cellular component: Golgi apparatus. The record is from RefSeq and is a predicted model, not a curated record. The transcript has a single exon. Bases 106 to 1203 code for a protein of 365 amino acids.